Messenger RNA from Trichosurus vulpecula (common brushtail), 1125 nucleotides. It is a transcript of the gene MAIP1, whose product is annotated as matrix AAA peptidase interacting protein 1. Gene Ontology annotation, biological process: inner mitochondrial membrane organization; protein insertion into mitochondrial inner membrane from matrix. Gene Ontology annotation, cellular component: mitochondrial inner membrane. Gene Ontology annotation, molecular function: ribosome binding. NCBI's taxonomy places the organism in Eukaryota, Metazoa, Chordata, Mammalia, Diprotodontia, Phalangeridae. The transcript has 5 exons. The record is from RefSeq and is a predicted model, not a curated record. Bases 34 to 942 code for a protein of 302 amino acids.
GCACCGGGCCGGUUGAGGUGAAAGGCCAGCAACAUGGCGCUGGCCAUUCAGCUACCCCGCUCUGUGAUCGCCAGGCUGCUGACUGGGAGAGCCGCCCGCCCGGCCCUGCUCGGGCCGGCGGAGACUUUGCCACCCUUCCCCGGCUACUGCUGCCGCUGCCGCCUCAGCCUCAGCUCCUGGGCUGCCCCCGGGGCUGGCUGGGCCCGGGCAGCGGCUGCCCCCCGCCUCAGCCGCCGCCGCCCCCUUCUGAGCCCUGCCCAGCGCCCGGCAGCCGCCGCUCCCGCUGCCUUCAUCCUCCCCGGCCCCGGCCCCUGCCUCUCGCCUCCCGAGCGGAGCUACAGCAGCACCGAGGAGCCGCAACCGCAGCCACAGCCGCCGCGCCAGCAGACCAGGGUGAUGUACCUGGGGCUGUUCAACCCCGUCGUGUGGCUCCGCACCCGCGUCUACGCCUUCCUCAUCUGGGCCUAUUUCGACCAGGAGUUCAGUAUCACCGAGUUCACCGAGGGAGCGAAACAGGCUUUUACUCAUGUAUCUAAGCUGCUUUCUCAGUGUAAAUUUGAUCUUCUGGAAGAGCUUGUCACCAAGGAGGUACUCCAAGUGUUGAAGGAAAAAGUUGCUUCACUGCCUGACAACUAUAAGACUGCACUUGCUGCUGAAUUAGAUGAAAUUGUAUACACUGCAACAGGUGACAUCUCCAUUUACUAUGAUGAUAAAGGAAGGAAAUUUGUUCACAUCCUGAUGUGCUUUUGGUAUCUAACCAGUGCCAAACUCCCUGAUGAGACGUUAAGUGGAACCAAAAUAUUCCAAGUUCAGCUAGGGGAUCAGAAUGUAGAAACUAAACAGCUUCUUAGUGCAAACUAUGAAUUUCAGAGAGAGUUUACACAAGGAGUGAAACCUGACUGGACGAUUGCAAGGGUGGAACAUUCAAAAUUAUUAGAAUAAUCAUCUUUCUCUUGGAAAAUCAGGUUUUGGACUUUUAAGAACUGCUGUGACAAACUAAAAAUAGAACUUUUUGGAUCACUUGUUCUCCACAUAAUCUAUUCUGUGGAUUAAUUUUGUAUUACUUUGAAAUAUUUACAGUAUCUUGGUGUUACACAAUAAAAAAAAUUUUGCAGAUCUUUACCA